Molecule: messenger RNA, 1999 nt
Organism: Linepithema humile (Argentine ant)
Lineage: Eukaryota; Metazoa; Arthropoda; Insecta; Hymenoptera; Formicidae
Product: dihydrolipoyl dehydrogenase, mitochondrial
Cellular component (GO): mitochondrion; oxoglutarate dehydrogenase complex
Molecular function (GO): dihydrolipoyl dehydrogenase (NADH) activity; flavin adenine dinucleotide binding
Source: RefSeq, a predicted model, not a curated record
UCCUUGGUGAUACUGUCGUGAUAACCGGUAGAGCUUGCGUUUCACUGCCGUGGACCUUUUUCCCUUUUCUGUGCUUUCAAGGUCGAUCUUGAAAGACAUGAUGCAAGCCAGUCUUUGGAACCUGGUGACUAAUUCUGUUAGGCCAACAUGCAUAAAGCGUGUUCUUCCUGGCAUGACAGCUGCCCAGCAGCGCAGGUAUGCCAGCACUUUGGACGCAGAUGUAGUAGUAAUUGGGGCUGGCCCUGGUGGAUACGUAGCAGCAAUUAAAGCCGCGCAAUUGGGCAUGAAGACUGUGUGUGUGGAGAAAGGUACAACUCUGGGAGGCACGUGUCUCAAUGUUGGAUGCAUUCCAUCGAAAUCGCUUUUAAACAAUUCACAUUAUUAUCACAUGGCACACAGUGGGGAUUUGGCAAACCGUGGAGUUGUAGUAUCAAAUGUUCAGCUUGACCUCAACAAACUUAUGGAACAGAAAACGAACGUGGUGAAGGCCUUGACCGGUGGAAUAGCGGGUCUGUUUAAGAAGAACAAAGUCGAGUGGGUUAAGGGCCAUGGAAAAAUUACCGGCAAGAACCAAGUCACCGCCUUAAAUUCCGAUGGAUCCGUGGAAUCAACCAUCAAUGCCAAAAAUAUUUUGAUAGCGACCGGUAGCGAAGUCACGCCUUUCUCCGGCAUUGAGAUCGACGAGAAACAAGUUGUCUCGUCGACGGGUGCAUUGUCGCUCAGUGAAGUCCCCAAGAGACUCAUCGUCAUCGGGGCUGGAGUCAUUGGAUUAGAAUUGGGCUCAGUUUGGCAAAGGCUGGGCUCUGAUGUGAUAGCCGUUGAAUUUAUGCCGUCGAUUGGCGGUAUGGGUAUUGACGGGGAAGUAAGUAAAACCAUGCAGAAGAUCCUCGCCAAGCAGGGUCUGAAGUUUAAACUGGGAACGAAAGUCACGGCCGCUAAUAAGACUGGCGGUGAGAUCGUCGUUUCCGUCGAAGACGCGAAGGAUCCUAGCAAAAAGGAAGACUUAGCGUGCGACGUGUUGCUGGUGUGCGUCGGCAGGAGGCCGUACACAGACAACUUGGGUCUCGAAGAUAUGGGCAUUGAGAGAGACGAGAAGGGAAGGAUUCCCGUGAACAAUCGAUUCCAGACGGUAGUGCCGAGCAUCUACGCCAUCGGAGACUGUAUUCACGGACCAAUGCUGGCUCACAAGGCCGAAGACGAGGGCAUAAUCACAGUGGAGGGUAUUGCCGGAGGCGCAGUUCACAUCGACUACAAUUGUGUGCCGAGUGUGAUAUACACGCAUCCGGAAGUGGGUUGGGUCGGCAAGACGGAGGAAGAUCUGAAGAAGGAGGGCAUUGACUACAAAGUCGGCAAGUUCCCGUUUAUGGCAAAUUCUCGAGCGAAGACGAAUCUCGAAACGGACGGCUUCAGCAAGGUGCUCGCCGACAGUAAGACAGACAAGAUUUUGGGCGUGCAUAUGAUUGGGCCGGCCGCAGGCGAGCUCAUUAACGAGGCUGUUCUCGCGAUGGAGUACGGUGCCAGUGCGGAAGACGUCGCACGCGUCUGUCAUGCACAUCCAACGUGCGCUGAGGCACUCAGAGAAGCUCAUUUAGCAGCCUACUUUGGCAAACCCAUCAACUUUUAAGUUUCUAAAAACGAUAAAAGUAUCAUUACAUUUAGUCCAUAUUUUCAUCGUGUGUUCAGCGCUAAAUGUGACUAUCUAUUAACUUUGCAGAGAAUAUAUCGCACAGAUAGACAUGUUUUAAUGAAUUCUACGCUAAAUACGCGAUAAGAAUGUGACACCUUGACUUCUCAUCAUAGCCUCGAUCUAGUCUACGUAUCCACGUGACACAAACUGUAAUGCAUAUUGUGCAUCGCUGCUUAAUUACUUAAGGGAUUGUAAAUAAAAGUUGAAAACCAUUAUGCGAAGGUAAUAAUAAACUUAUCUUUGCCAGGUGUAUUUAUUACGAAUAAAUGAAAGCGGUAUUACGACCGAACUUUCUAAUUCUAAUUUUAAAAA